Linnemannia hyalina is the source of this 2121-nucleotide messenger RNA. Lineage: Eukaryota; Fungi; Mortierellomycota; Mortierellomycetes; Mortierellales; Mortierellaceae. The record is from the annotation of a GenBank genome assembly.
AUGGCGGACACCGUGCAAUUCUACAUGGAGGAGAUGAUCCCCGAGAUGCGAGAUCUCGAGCAGAAGGGCAUCUUCUCAAAGACAGAGAUCAAAUCCAUCAUCAAGCAGCGCCAAAAGUUCGAGUACGCUCUCAAGCGCAGGAUCAGCAAGAAGGCAGACUUUCUCCGUUAUAUUGAGUACGAGAUGAACCUGGAGGCAUUGAGGAAGAAGAGACGCGCCCGCAUGGUCUCUGACACCAAGAUGUCGAUUUCGGAUUAUGCAGGACCUCGCCGCAUCUACUUUAUCUACAAGCGCUGCCUCAUCAAGUUCAAGGGCGACAUCUCGAUCUGGCUGCAGUACAUCGAUUUCGCAAAGAAAAACGGUGCCACCAGGACUCUCGGAAAGAUAUUUGCCCAAGCGAUUCAGCUUCACCCAACUAACGAAAAGAUGUGGAUCCUGGCAGCCGCUUGGGAGUGGGAGGAGAACGCCAACAUUGUCGCAGCAAGAGUUUUGCUUCAGCGUGCUAUCCGCCUCAACACAACGACAGAGAGUCUCUGGCACGAAUACUUCAGACUGGAGCUGGUUUACAUUGCCAAAAUCCUCGCACGUCGCCAGGUUCUUGGUAUUGAUGUGUCGAACAAGGAGGCGGAGGAUGAUUUGAUGGAGGACGACGAAGUUGAUACCAAUAACAUGAUUAAGCUCCCAGGAGUCACAGGCGAGGAGUACUCAGAGUUCCUCAAGGAGGAUGAUGCCAAGGAGGAAGGGUCCAAGAAAUCGAGCAAAGCAAAGCAGGGCAAGAAGGAGAAGAAGAAGAAGGAGGCACUCACAGAGGAGAAGGCUGAGGCUUUGCAGACGGAAAAGAACCCUGUGCUUCGGGGAGAUAUCGCCAUGGUCGUGUUCAGGAACGGUGUCGAGACUAUCCCAACCUCAUUCUCCUUCCGCAAAGGAUUUCUGGAUAUCGCCAACUCUUUCAUCAAGCCAAAGCCAUUGAAGGAGGAUUCGAUCCAGGAGAUCUAUGACUCGAUUGAGCAAGGCUUCAAGGGCUUGCCCGAGGCUCGUGCUCUGGUUGCCCGCCGUGCUAUCGAUGCCUUCAAAGUGGACGAGGAGGGAUAUGCCAUGGGUGUCGCUGAGACUGUCAAGGGAUUCUGGGCAGCGUGUGAGAGUGGAGACGUCAAGAUGGUUGAGCUCUUUGCCCAGAACAUGACCUGGGAGUACCGCAAGACAAAGGAGGAGAACUUGAAACUGUAUUUCUCCAAAACGAUCGACAGAAUCUUUUCUACCGCCAACAAGAAGAAGAUCCACUCGGAGGCGCUGUACCUGCUCCAUGUCAACUGGAUGCUCUCCUCCUCCACACAGUCGUUCGAUGUGAUUUCCAAGAAGGCUUUGACUGUUCUCGACAAGGCAGUAGCAGAACACCCCGAGUCGACCGCAUUGACGAUUCAGCAGAUUCGUCUCUUGCGCUCAUUCUCGCGCUCGGAACAAAUCGCAAGAUUGCCUGAAAUUUUUGCCCGCGCCCUCAAGGUUCACACAGAAAGUUUCGAGGUCUGGCGCGAGUAUGCUACCUUCCUCCGGACCGCCUACAGGGAAGAGGACAUGACCAAGGAGCAGGUCGAAGAGGCCUUCCUGGAGGCAGUACGCAUCACCACCACCCUCCUGCCCGAUGUCACUGAGGAGAGAGCCGAUAUCGGAUUGAUCAAGCAGAGUGUCAGCGGUUGGUUCCUGGACUGGAUGAACGAGACUGAGGGCAUCGAGGGAGUCCGUCGCUUAUACCAAAGCCUGAUGAAGAGGAGCUUGCCGGACCUUGGGUUCUUCAUGGCAUGCAUUCAACUCGAGAAGGAGAACUCUGUCGACCAGCCAGGAUCAAGGAAAGCGAUCGCCAUGCUCUACGAGAAGGCCAUCCACACGAACGAGAAGAAUGAAGAUAUCUACUUGUCAUUUUUGAAGUUCUUGAACGAGACUGGUCAAAUCGAGGCGGCCAACAAGGUGAUGUGGAGGGCAGGCAAGGCUGUCGAGAACAGCGACGCAUUCUCGCAGCGGUACAGCGAGCUGUUGGAGGGUCAAUGGGUUGAGCCAUCGUUCGGCGUGACCAAGUUGGAGCUGGAUAUGGAUGUUGACACAGAGGAUGUGACGAUGUCUUCAUAA